This is a messenger RNA of Trichomycterus rosablanca, 4779 nucleotides long. RefSeq names its product myomesin 3 (gene myom3). The transcript has 37 exons. The coding region runs from base 94 to 4371 and encodes 1425 amino acids. Lineage: Eukaryota; Metazoa; Chordata; Actinopteri; Siluriformes; Trichomycteridae. The record is from RefSeq and is a predicted model, not a curated record. Gene Ontology annotation, molecular function: protein binding.
GACAGAUCUAGGAGGAUCAGUGAGAUCCAGGAUCUAGGAAGCCGCUCCCGGACCUCAGAAUCCUGAAGAUUCACUCUCUCAAGCGGGUUCGACAUGGCGGCCAAGACGGUGACGUACCGGUGCCAGGAGAAGGAGGAGGGUCAGAUGUCUCACGGCAUGGAGCUGUCCGCACAGACGAAGAAGAAGAAGUUCACGUCCAGUGAUGAAGGCGCCUCACUGGCCGAGUUCUAUCCCAUCAUCCCCGGCGACAUCAUGUCCGUCAAGGAGAUCCUGACGGAGCCCGUGUUCCCACGACACCGGACCUGGGAGGUUCUGAUGGAAACCGCGGAGAACGACGAGCUGCGCCAGCGGGACCAGUGGACCCUCUUCAGUAACGAGGGUGAAAAGAUGGAGAUCGAGACGAUUAAGGACCAGCACAUUGUGCGGCGACGCGUGGACCGCGAGGUGCUGAGGACGGAGGCGGAGAGGAAGGCGUCGGCUCACCUGAAGUUGCUGCAGGAUUUGAGCAUGAAGGCUCCUGAUUUUUCCGUUCUGCUGCGUCCGCACGCCGUCUGGGAGGGGAUGAGUGUCAGGCUGUCGUGCAGCGUGGAGGGCCGGCCGACGCCCAGCGUCACCUGGUAUAAAGACGACGUUCCUCUGACGGCGGCGUCACAACCCUGGAACCACAAGCUGCUCCAGAACUACGGUCUCAGCACUCUGGAGAUCAGGAGGUGCAGCUCUGCAGACGCUGGAGAAUAUAAAGUGGUGGCCAGAAGCUCUUUGGGUGAAGCCACGACCUUCGCCACCCUCGUGGUCAACUCCGUUCGAGGAGCCGAUGCGGGACUGAGGAGCACUCAGACCGUGGUUCGGGAGCUGGAGCUCGAGGCCUCGUUCCUCUCCACGUUCCCGCCGUCGUUCGUGAAGGAGGGUGAGACCCUGACGCUCGGCUGUAGCUUCUCCUCGUCUCUGCUCCCCUUCCAGCAGGACGUGGUCUGGUUUAGAGACGGAGUUCGUCUUCGUGCCUCCAGUCGGCUGGACGUGCUAACCACCCCGCGCUCCACCACCCUCGCUCUGAAGGGGGCGCACAAGGAGCAUGAGGGUCGGUACAUCGUUCGACUCCGGACCCGGGACGGCGUGGCCGAGCACAGCGCCUACGUUUACGUUAAAGAUGGUCCUGCCACUGUUCCCGGAGCUCCGGGCUCUCCUCUGGAGCUCGAGUGCUCCGAUGUGAACCGAGAUUUCGUUUUCCUCUCCUGGAAGCCGCCCAGCGCUGACGGAGCCGGUCUGGUGCAGGGAUACUUCAUCGAGAGGUGUGAGGUUGGCACGGGGAAGUGGGCGCGCUGUAACGAGGCGGUGCAGAGGGUGUGUUAUUACCCCGUCAUGGGUCUGAAGGAGAACACCAUGUACCAGUUCAGGGUGUGCGCCGUGAACCAGGCCGGCGUGGGACGCCCGUCCAAACCCACCGACCCCAUCGUCACCUCGGACCCCAUGGAGCCCGGCAGAACUACGGUGGUGAAGGUGGACCGGGGCAGAGAGAUCAUCAUCACCAAGGACCAGCUGGAGAGUCAGAUUCGGGUUCCGUUCCCACCUACGGACGUGCGAGUUUGUGAACUGAGCGACACCUACGCAGUGAUGUCCUGGACCGAACCAGACCCCCGGGGCAAAGAGCCACUCACCUAUUACGUGGAGCGGUCUGUAGCCGGGACGGAGAGCUGGCACCUGGCCAACCUGGACAUGACCGUCAAAGCGACGAGGUUUGCAGCGUUCGACAUGCAGAAGGGAAAAGCCUACUGUUACCGGAUCCGCUCCGUCAACAAAUACGGGGUCAGCGAGCCGUCGGAGCCGAGCCGGCCCGUCUCACUCGGAGAGGCUCUCGGGGCCCCCGCCACGCCCCAGUGCAUCCAGGCCGUCAGGGACACCGACUGCUCGGUCCUUCUGCAGUGGAAGGAGCCCAAGAGCACAGAGGGAAUUCUGGGAUAUUACCUGUACUGCAGCGAAGUGGGGAGCUCCGAGUGGAGAAGCGUCAACAACAAGCCCGUCACCGGCACCAGGUUCUCGGUGCACGGGCUCAGGACCGAGAGGCGAUACGUGUUCCGGGUGAAGUCCGUGGGCCGAGCGGGAAACAGCCGCUACUCUGAAGAAUCCGAGCCGGUCCUGGUCCAAGCGGCUAAACUGGUUCCAUCCGCUCCGUCGGGCAUUUCUCUUCUGAACUGCACUGGCACGAGCAUUGUGAUCGGUUGGCGAGCGCCCGCCAGUGACGGAGGCGAUCCGGUGCGCGGCUACUACCUGGACCAGCGAGAAAAAACCCAGAGCGCGUGGGGCGAGGUCAACACCAAACCCAUCAGAGAGAGAGUGUACACGGUCACUGGUCUUACAGAGGGACGUUAUUACCAGUUCCGUGUAUUCGCAGCCAACAUUGUCGGACUGGGGAAAGCCUCUGUGCCCAGUGAAGCUUUUCUGUGUGAGCAGUGGACGAUGGCAGAGCCUGGCUGCCCAUAUGACCUGGAGCUGAGAGAAGUGCGAGGAGACUCUCUGGUCCUGUUAUGGGCUACACCUUUGUACCAGGGUCAGUCACCAAUUACUGGCUAUGUAGUGGAGAUGAGUGAGGGGGAGGAAUGUGAGGACUGGACUGCAGUGACCCAAGAGCCCACCACAGACACCUACCUGAAGGUUUCCGGGCUGCAGUCGGGUCAUACCUACCGCCUCCGUGUGUGCGCCAUCAGCAGUGCAGGAGUGGGACGACCCUCCCUUCCCACAGAACCCAUUAAAGCCCAGACCCCAGCAGGAACCAGAAAUAUAGAGAUCGGUGUGGACAACGACGGUUUCAUCUUCCUGAGCUUCGAGGCGCCUGAGACACCCGACACGGUCCAGUUUAACUGGAAGAAGAAUUACAGAGAUGCAAUUGACGGAGGACGAGCUCAUCUGGAGACCAAAGGAAACAGAUCUGUUCUGACCUUCACGGCGGCCGCUGAGGAAGAUCUGGGUCUGUACACCGCUGAGGUGACGGACAGGCCAGACGUCUCCUCCAGCUUUAACUUUACCGCUGACGAUCUGGAAAAGCUGAUGGAGCUGAGCUGGCAAAUCAGACACCCACUGAUUGCUCUGCGCUCUGAAGGAUGGCAGGUGGACGUAUCAGAGCAGGGUAACGUGAGGUUGUGGUUACAGACGGAGCCGCUGUCCAACGCCGCAGAGCUGCACCUCAUCCUCAACGACAGAGAGAUCACCAGCACUGCGGCGCGAAAGAUCAACUUUGACAAGGCCGGCGGAUUGGUGGAGAUUCUGUUCGAUCAGCUGUCGAAGGAGGACGAGGGCUCGUACACCGCACAGCUCCGAGACGGCAGAGCCAAGAACCAGUUCACCCUCGUACUGGUGGAUGAAAAGUUCAGGCAGACGCUGGCCAAAUCCCAGGCCAACCGGCGCGACUGGAAGAGACGUUCAGGACCUUAUUUUGAGGAGUUCUUAUCUUGGACUGUGACGGAGGAUUGUGAGCUGGUUAUGAAAUGCAAGGUGACGAAUGUGAGCAAGGAUACGAAACUGAGGUGGUUUAAGGAUGGCGUGGACGUGCCGCAGGUCGUGUACGAGUCCGGAGUGGCAACACUCACUGUGCCACAGGUGACUAAAAAAGAAGCCGGGGUGUACCGGGCCGUGGUGGGCGACGGGAGAGGAGAGGACGAGAGUGUGCUGGAACUAGCGGAUCAGGAGUUCGAGCGGCUGCUGCAGGCUCUCAGUAAACAGUGCGCCCUCUCCGCCGGUCCCGUGAGGAUCCAGUGCACGGCGGCCGGCUUCAAACUCUACUGCUCUCUCAAGUACUAUCUGAGCUACAUGAAGACCGCCUGGCACUUCAAAGAGAGAAGGAUCGAUCAGGACGACAGGACCAAGCCCGGCAGCGGGAUGCAGAAGCUCUGGAUCGAGAUCUUCAACCCCACCGAGAAUGAUAAAGGGAAAUACACGCUGGAGAUGUUUGACGGGAAGGAGACGCACAAACGCAGUCUGGAUCUGUCCGGGCAAGUGUUUGCAGACGCUCUUCUAGAACACCAGAGACUCAAGCAGGUGGAAAUUGCUGAGAAAAAUCGUGCCCGAGUGACGAAGGGAUUACCGGACGUGGUGGCCAUCAUGGAGGACAAGUCUCUGUGUCUGACGUGUUUUGCCGACGGCGACCCGGCUCCGGAGAUGUUCUGGAUGAAGAACGACAGGGAGAUCCUCUCGGUCGGGCGCUUCCACGUGACCCAGGAGAAGAAGUGCUCGACCCUCACCAUCGAUUCCGUCUGCAUGGAGGAUUCGGGAAACUACAGCAUCUUCGUGCGCAACACGUUCGGCAGCCAGACGGUGAACGUGACCGUGAGCGUGUACAAACACGGCGAGAAGCCGCGGGCCGACGCUGUGGAGCUGUAGGGACGAGAUACAGAGGAGAAACAUAAACAACGUUCUGCUGUGGGAGUGGUAGAAACCGUUUAGUCUCAGUCAGGUUCAUUUAAAUUUACCGUCAGCUGGGCGCCAUCUGGUGGGCAUAAUCGGCAGUGCCUGCAGCAGAUUCUAAUUGGCCACCGUAUCUGCAGGGUGGGGGCCGGACUAUGUGUGGGUGGGUGCAGAAUGCAGGGGUGAGAAGAGGAGGGCUGUACACGUGUCAGAAGAGGCGUGUACAGUGACGUGCUCUCCUCGGACACAAUCUGGUAUCUCUGAGCAGCGGAAGACAAAAUUGAGUCGCUAAAUCAGGAGGAAAAUGCAUUAAAAAAAAAUUUUAAUAAUCAAUUUCGUGUUUGUGUUUUAAUCAAAAUAAAGAUGAAAAACAUUUUUGCUUCA